AUCAAGCUGAAGGAGAUCUUCGAGACGCCCUCCGAGAUCGCGCUCAUCCUGGAGCUGGUGACGGGAGGAGAGCUCUUCGACAGGAUCGUGGAGAGGGGUUUCUACAGCGAGCGGGAUGCGGCCCAUGUCGUCAAGCAGAUCCUGGAAGCCGUUUCGUAUUUGCAUGAAAACGGAGUCGUCCACCGCGACCUGAAGCCGGAGAACCUGCUCUACGCAGACCUGUCCCCUGACGCUCCCCUCAAAAUUGGCGACUUCGGGCUCUCCAAGAUCGUGGACGAACAGGACACCAUGAAAACCGUCUGUGGGACGCCGGGGUACUGCGCCCCCGAAAUCCUCCACGGGUGCCCGUACGGCCCUGAAGUCGAUAUGUGGUCCGUGGGUGUCAUCACCUACAUCCUGCUCUGUGGCUUCGAGCCUUUCUUCGACCCGCGAGGGGGCCAGUACAUGUACAGCCGCAUCCUCCCCUCGGACUACGAGUUUGUGUCCCCAUGGUGGGAUGAGGUUUCCCUCAAUGCCAAGGAUUUGGUCAGAAAAUUGAUUGUCUUGGACCCCCAGAAGAGACUGACCGUCUGCCAGGCACUGGAGCAUCCCUGGGUCACCGGGAAAGCCGCUAAAUUUGCUCACAUGGACAGCACGCAGAAGAAACUGCAGGAAUUUAAUGCCAGGCGGAAACUGAAGGCUGCCGUGAAAGCCGUGGUGGCUUCCAGCCGCUUGGGCAACCACGGGCACCACGACUGUGCCCGCAGCAGGCGCAGCCAGGGGGGUACCCGGGGCGCCUGCCUGCCCCAGGGGACGGGGACUGCCAGCUCCGAAGCCACCACCACCAAGGACCUUGACGCCUUCCGGAGCGACUGCCCCGCCGUGUCUGAGGUUCCUGUGAAUGGCGCCAGCCACAAGAGCUAA
Phaethon lepturus (White-tailed tropicbird) is the source of this 903-nucleotide messenger RNA. RefSeq names its product calcium/calmodulin-dependent protein kinase type IV-like. Gene Ontology annotation, molecular function: calmodulin binding; calcium/calmodulin-dependent protein kinase activity; ATP binding. The record is from RefSeq and is a predicted model, not a curated record. Lineage: Eukaryota; Metazoa; Chordata; Aves; Phaethontiformes; Phaethontidae. The annotation marks the transcript as partial. The transcript has 9 exons. Gene Ontology annotation, biological process: protein phosphorylation.